Messenger RNA from Zonotrichia leucophrys gambelii, 3270 nucleotides. It is a transcript of the gene CLDN20, whose product is annotated as claudin 20. Bases 246 to 905 code for a protein of 219 amino acids. Gene Ontology annotation, cellular component: plasma membrane; bicellular tight junction. Gene Ontology annotation, molecular function: structural molecule activity. The record is from RefSeq and is a predicted model, not a curated record. NCBI's taxonomy places the organism in Eukaryota, Metazoa, Chordata, Aves, Passeriformes, Passerellidae. Gene Ontology annotation, biological process: cell adhesion; bicellular tight junction assembly. The transcript has 2 exons.
UGCACUUGCUGUGGAGAACAGAAAAAAAAACAACAUUCCAAGAAAUUUUGUUAAUACAUGCCAAUGCAGUUUUAUAUGAGAAGGGAUAGCUGCAUUCAAGAGAAACUGCAUUUACCAGGAUAUCUACAGUGAAGAAAACAUCUCAGACCUCACGACCAACAGCGGCCACAGCUUGGCUACGAAGCUCCCAGUUACUCAUUCCCACGAGAGAAAAGGCAGACAAAAGGUGACAGAAGAGAACCAUCAUGGCAUCAGCAAGCCUGCAGUUCUUUGCUUUCAUUCUGGCUUUGUUUGGCGUUUUUGGAGAUAUCGCAGCCACCUUGCUACCUAACUGGAAGGUAAACGCAGACGUUGGCUCAAACAUUAUAACAGCGAUCACACAGAUGCAAGGGCUUUGGAUGGACUGCACAUGGUACAGCACUGGGAUGUUCAGCUGCACCCUGAAAUACUCCAUUCUCUCCCUCCCCGUCUACAUCCAGGCUGCACGGAGCACCAUGGUAUUGUCGUGUAUCCUAUCAGCCUUUGGGAUCUGCAUCACUACGGUCGGAAUGAAAUGCACAAGGCUGGGAGGGGACAACGACAGCAAAAAUAAUGCUUGUUUUGCUGGAGGAAUCUGCUUCAUUCUUGCAGGAAUCUUUGGAUUAGUACCAACAUGCUGGUACACGAGAGAAAUUAUUUCAAAUUUCCUGGACCAGACCAUUCCAGAGAGUAGUAAACAUGAACCCGGAGGAGCAGUUUAUACUGGAUUCAUCUCAGCAGGGUUUCUGCUUAUCGCAGGUGUGAUCUUCUGCUCUUCCUGUUUUAAAAGGCAGCAAGAAGCAUGGAUUUACCCUCCAAAGCAGCACCAUUUCCCAUCCACAGAGCAGGAGAGCAAUGCAGGUUACAGCCUGAAGGACUAUGUAUAAAUAGCUAUUUCUAUCCAUUGAAGUAUUUCUAUUCAUUUGAGGGGUUUUUUUGUGUGUUAAGUGUAGUUUGGUUAUUUCAACAAAUGUGUAACAUAGCACUUAAUCUUUCUUGUAUCUGGGCUGCAGUUAUGUUUAUGCAAGGUAUUUCAUUUAUAGGGGCAUCCACAAAAAGGAAAGAGUAGUAAAAGAUACUUGUCUGCUACAAGAGUACUUUAUUUUGUUGAUUUUUCAAACCCUUCUCUCUGACUUCACAAGUUACACUUAUUGAAGAACAAGAAACUAUUUUAAAAACAUAAUUGACUGUACAUCAAUUUAUACAUCAAUAUCUUUUUACAGCAAAGAUGAUUAAAAACUAACUGCUUUCUGUUUAGUCAAUCAGACUUUCAAUAACAUAUGACAUUUUGUAGUGUAUUCUACAGUUUUAUCUUGAUUUUAUUUGUGAUGCAAGGAAAAAAACCCAGAAACUAUUUGUUCAAGAAGACCAAUUCAAAGGCUUUAAAAACGCAGACGCAUCUGCCUUUCAUUUUCAAUUCUAAAUUGCCUUGGUAACUAGAUUUUGUUAAAAAAAUAAAAAAUACAAAAAAAUCAACCAACCAAAACAAAUCCACAACAAAAGCUCAAGGCUCCAAACUUUAGCUGCACUGUAUACUCUGCAUAUCAGGCUGAAGGAUCAGCAGUACCAUUCAGCUCUUGCCAAACCCAGCUCUCCUGCCCCAAACUGCCACCUGCUGUGGGUUUAAUUUAUUAUUGUUAAAGGAGAGUAUGCUGGAUAGUCACCAACUGCUACUAAUCUAUCACUACACCGUGAAUGUUAGAGAUGAGGAGCAAUACAACAAGAGAAAUGUAACCAUAACUGUGAAAACACCUGCAAACUGCAACAAACAGGAUAGAAACCAAACUAUCUGUGCUCAAGAAACACCUGUAAAUAUUCUGGCUUACCCUUGCUAAAGGCAGUUAUUAACAGCUCAAAUAACACAGUAAUCAUUUAUUGCCUUCUACAUUUCUGACCUUCUGAAAGAACAUUUUAAGUCAUUUUAAUUAUUCCUGUAGGAUCUGUUCCAGGCCCACUCCCAGGUAUUCUAUUACUGUAAAAUGUACUGUAAAAUAUACAACAGUGAUAAAAGAGACAAGCUUAUUUUUUUAACUGCCUUAUUUUGAAUAAUUACCUUAAAUCCUUUAACCUUUUCUUUCACCACACAGAUUUUGUUUUGUAUUGGUCAUUGGUAAAGUAUGUUCUACCUAAAUACUUCCCUAAGUGAGAACCAAAUCAAGAAUGAAUACAGGUAUGAUACAGGCCUUUAAAUUCAGGAAUACAAUUCUGGAGGAGUCUCUCAAUAAAAUCAUCUGCUAUUUAUUCUGAGUAUUUAUACACAACUUCCAUUUCCCACAGUACUAGUCUGAAAUUUGCUAAAAGAACAUGAAGGAGCCUAAACAUGAAAUGUUUAGUAUGUUGGAAAAAGAUGUUUUAUUACAGCAUUUGGUAAAGUGGACUGUUUUAUCCACUUAAUAUGUAAGUAGUCUUUAUUCAUAGAAAGUCUUCAUUUUUCACACACAGAAUCGCAUUAUAUCUUGUUUUUAUUCUACUGCUCUAUUCUACCUAUUUUGAGUUUCCUAUGUUUUAAUCAAGGAGCUUGAUUUGUCCUAUUUCUAAUGCAACUAUUAGCAGUUAUUAGGUAUCACAGAGACUCCAUUGUAACAAAAAGCCAAUUUCUUUUUUUCCUAGACACAAUGUUGUGCAGCACCACUCCAUUAACCAAGAAUCUUUUAUGCCUCAACACUCAUAGAAAUGUUGAAAUAAUAUUAAUGCAUUGAGCAAAUGAGAUAAACAACUCCUUCUCAUAAACAAGCAUCUCCACCUUUAGAAAGGGGUUUGACAUGACACUAAGCUGUGAUCACUACCAUGUAAGUGAGUUAAAUCUAUUUGCAAAAAGUUAUAAUCAAGAGCAUUUUUACAGGAGGGUGUAAGAAAAAGGUAAUAGUGGCAUACCACGAGCACAACAACAAGUUCAUUGGUUACACAUACUGCAAAUUUUUCUUCCUGAAACUUUAUAUAAAGUAGCUGUACUUCAUACAGCUAUGAAACAAAAAUCAAGGACAGAGCCACUUCAUUCACACCAUGCUGCAAGAGCUUUCCAGUAAAACAGAUUCUAUGACAAAAAGUAACAUCUAAAACCAUGUCAGUCUACAGCUAAAAAAACAAGGACAAAACAUGGGAUCAGUCUACAACAGGUGUGUGAAGGAAACAAAAUAAUAGUGAAAACAGGUGCCAAUCCUGUCUGAAAGAAUUCUACUUUCUGCUUCUGCAACAUAAGCAAUACUUGUUUUAACUCAAAAAACACAUUAAAUAAAAAUAUUCCUGCCUUUA